AUGGUUGGUGACCUCUUUCAGAGGUCCGAGCGCUGCCCACGCUGCUUUCUGCCGUCUUACCAGUUCUUCUCUCAUGUCGUUGUCCAUAUUCAUGGAACGCCCGAGAUAAACGUAGAGGUCUCCUUGAUGGGUGUACCAUCGAUCUUAAUUUGACCUUCGUCGGCCCAAGCAUUCUUCAUGAACUGUGUCUUUGUUUGGUUGAUCCGCAGCCCUACCUUCUUUCCUGCUUUAUUAAGCUCAGCGAGCAUAGCCUCAGCUUCCGCAAUGCUGCUUGAAAAGAGAACGAUGUCGUCCGCAAAGCGUAGAUUUGAGAGGAACCGUCCGUCCACACGAAUGCCCUUUUCAUCCCAGUCGAGCGACUUCAUAACCCACUGCAGCGCGGCUGUGAAUAGCUUCGGCGAAAUAGUGUCGCCUUGUCUCACACCCUUCCCUAUGGGAAUGGGGAGAGGUCGUUGGAACAGCUUCACCGUCGCGCUACAACGACUGCUGCAGUCAGCUAGUGUUCUUAUGUAG
Messenger RNA from Haemonchus placei, 513 nucleotides. Lineage: Eukaryota; Metazoa; Nematoda; Chromadorea; Rhabditida; Trichostrongylidae. The record is from the annotation of a GenBank genome assembly.